UCUCGUUUAGCCUUUCAUUUCAUUCCAACAGGUGAUGUUUAUUCGAAAAAUAGAAUUUUCUCGUUCUAUUUCAGGGAAAGAAAAACAAAAAUUCUAACUUUUCCUCAAUGCUCGCCAAGUGAAAUGUUUUAGCGGAUAUCAUAAUGCUUUGCACACGUCAAAACAAAACGUUUGUUUCAGUGUUCUCUUAAUAAAAUCCUCUUAUCUGUCGACUGUCAUAAGUGUAAUUGACUCAAUUUACGAGGAGAGGCCGUCUCCCUUUUGUAGAACUUUUUUAUUACCAUUUCUUCAUGAUUUCGUCCUUGGCGAUGUAUUUUACCAGCAUUAAGCAGGAAGUCACCACUUUAGCAGAGAGAUGUGCGUACGACUUGUCGCCAACGGCCCACUGCUUUUCCGAAUCAAAUCCAGGAAAGAUUUCUCAUUCGCUGGGUGCGAAAACGAGAUGAUGAAAGCGAGCGGAGGCAGGUGAGACAAUAUUCGAAUAGCUAUUUAAUAAACCGACGAUGAGCGAAUCAUCCGGUGAGCGCAAAUGGAACUUUAAAUCAGAUGAAGCAAUCGCUUCGAAUGCUUCAGAUAAGAUAUCGAAUUCUAAAUCAAGCAGAACAAGUCCCAAGCCCCCAAGAAGAUGUCAAACGCCCGACUUCAAAGCAAAUCGAAAACUUUAUCUGCCUUCCCGCCCCCCUGUGCUCGAAGUCAAAUCUCGACUUACCUUUGGAACUCCGGAUUGUUUGUCUAAACUCGAUGAGCAAACGAUAUCGUCACCCGAAGAAGAACGAUUGGUUCGGACUCCAUCAUUCCUAUCUAACGAAAGUUCCUUUCGAUUUAAUGAUGCUGAUAGUCUGCCCAAGACGGUGCCUUUUGGCCGAAGUCGAAGGAUGUCCCGAUCUUUACCGGAAUUGCGUGAUCUCCAGUUUGUUUCUGUGUUGCCGGACGUUGAAGAGGAAGAGUCAGAAGACUCUGAUUUUCAGGGAGAAGAGGUGGUGUAUGAGAAACCAAAUAAAUCCAGGAUACCAUGGCACCGGAAACUGGAUUUUUUGUGGUGCAGUGCUUGUCAGGCUCUGGGAUUAAGCAAUAUAUGGAGAUUUCCUUAUUACUGUUACAGCAACGGUGGAGGUAAGAAUGAUUUUAAAUUUUCAGGCGUUGGCGUUGCAAGCAUGAUGCUGUCAUUCUGGCUGACAGCUUACUAUAGUGUUCUCACUGCUUGGACAAUGUUUUACGUCUUCAAUUCAUUCUAUUCUCCUCCUCGGUGGACACGAUGCACCAAUAUGUGGAACACAGAAGAAUGUCUGGAUCCUCCAUCCCCUGCUGAAGAUGUAACGAGUGCGACUCUUGAAAUGACCACCAUACAGCCUUUCUUGAACAUGUCUGGACUUGCAUCAGAUAGUAACGACACUCAGGCUGAUGUUGUGUAUGACAGGACAGUAAACUUCACACAUCCAGCUGUCGAGUUCUUUAACGCUAACCNGAUGCUGUCAUUCUGGCUGACAGCUUACUAUAGUGUUCUCACUGCUUGGACAAUGUUUUACGUCUUCAAUUCAUUCUAUUCUCCUCCUCGGUGGACACGAUGCACCAAUAUGUGGAACACAGAAGAAUGUCUGGAUCCCCCAUCCCCUGCUGAAGAUGUAACGAGUGCGACUCUUGAAAUGACCACCAUACAGCCUUUCUUGAACAUGUCUGGACUUGCAUCAGAUAGUAACGACACUCAGGCUGAUGUUGUGUAUGACAGGACAGUAAACUUCACACAUCCAGCUGUCGAGUUCUUUAACGAAAAAAUCUUAGAGAGGAGUGAAAGCAUCGGAGAAUCAGGAGAGCUUCGAUUCGAAAUUGUCGCUGCCGUUCUGUUCGUCUGGAUCAUGACUUACUUCGCUCUUCGAAAAACCGACUUCUUCAGAGGGAACGCCAUCUACAUCAUCACCGUCCUCUCUCAUCUCCUGCUCUUGAGCAUCUUUCUACGAACUCUCAGUUUGGAGGGAGCAAAACUAGGGCUCUAUCAUCUCUUUCAACCAGAAUGGAAUAAGAUGUUUUCUCCCAGGGUUUUGAUGUAUGCUUUGGCUCAGUCAUUCCACUCUCUUGGCGUCAUUUUAGGCCCCAGCAUCUUAAUGGGAUCAUGUCAUAAGCAGCACAACAAUCUUUUAAGGGAUACUGUAGUAGUAGCGGCUGUAACUCUUUCAACAGUACUGUUGGUCGGCUGUGUCACUUUCGCUACGAUUGGACAUCUAUCUACGAAAUUGAACAAACCUUUUUGGACAGUCUUAAGUGAUGAUCCGGGCAACGUGUAUGUGAUUUAUUCUAUUGUGAUAGGUACAAUGCCUCUCCCAUCCUGUUGGGGUGUUUUAUUCUUUCUCGCUUUUCUCUUCUUUGGAUUGGAUUCUGAGGCGGGAAUUUAUUUCUUCCAGAUAACAGAUCAUUACGUAGCGGUCGUUGCCACAAUAGUCGUAGCGAUCUUUGAAAUCAGUACUCUAAGUUGGAUUUAUGGAGCAAAGAACUUGGCUAACUGCAUACAACAGAUGACUGGAAAAACAGCUUCCUAUUUUUACCAGUUUGCUUGGAUUAUACUGACACCUGUUACUAUUUUGGCCACCGUGUUCUACAGUGCAAGCGAUAUUGGUGGAACUGUUGUGAAGAGAGGGUACACGUACCCCAACUGGGCUCACGUGAUGGGAUGGAUGCUCUUCUCUCUCACACUUUGCUGGAUACCCUUCUUAGCCAUUGCAGCCUACCGAAAAGCCCCCGCAUCUCACUUCAUAAGUAGGUUCAUGUCUACAAUUCAGCCAAACAUUCGUAGCCAGUCAGGAUUUUGGGAGCCAAAACCCGUCAUCAUACUCAACGGUUCAACGGUUACAUCUUCAGAGUUUCCAGACUACAAGUUGCCCGAGCUACCAUCUGUUCAGAACGCUGUGCAAAAUUACGUGGAAAAACAUUCCAUUCUUCAUAAUAAAGCAGAGACUAAUUUUUAAAGAAAAUUAUUUAAAAGUAUAUACACGGUAUUCCGUAAUGACCGCUUUUAAUAUGUAUUUUUCGAAUCUUUGUACAAAACAUUCGGAAUUAUGCUCAUUUAGAGAUUACAAUUAAGUGAGAAUAAAAAAUAUUUCCAUGAUCAAUCAAUAUUGAAUGGUCUCAGCAGAUGUCAAUACACUUGCCUGCCUUCUGAAAAUUCAUCAAUGAUUGCUAGUAACAACCAAUAGGAAUAAAUUUCCAUUGGAAUACGAAUAAGAGUCAUCUAAUAGAAAUGGUGUUAGCAACCAGUUGCCAUUCACAACUAUAAAAUAACUGUAUCGGAUUGAAUUUAUUAGUCAAGUGAACAAUGGGAUACCUGCAAGUGACGUAGCUUGGGUAUCUCGAUCCUGAUUGGUUGUUGAAACGAGGCAUUUGUUUACGUCAGCAACUGUUCUUUCCAUUCGAUUUCGAGUUAGCCAAAGCUUUCAAGUAUCAAUUCUCUUGAGUGAUACAUUAUGACUUCUUUCACAAAGAUUCUUUCUCAAAUAUAUAAAUUCUUUCACUAUAUAUUUACACAAAGACUUAACACAAAGACAGGCACGAAGCCAUAUGGAACAUAAAUAAGCUAAUUAUACAUCGAAGUUGCCAGGUACACAAAACAAAAAUAUAUCACAGUUACAAUAAAAUGCAUAAACAAAUAAUAAAUCUAAAUUAAGUAAAGGAUGUAAACGAGAAAGAAUUAUAUUUCAAGAAGUUCUAUGCGUGAUACGGCACCGUAUUUAAUUAAUUUCACGUUAUUUAGCAUUCUAACUUAUGUGGAGAAACUUAGUUCAACUUUAACACGCCAUUUUGUUUAGAAAAGAUCAGCUGGUGCUGACGUCGUAGGUCACAUGUGUGGGUAUCUGUAAUCGUCUUCGUCUUGAAGUGCGAGUCCCCAAUUAUUAGUCAAAUUUUUAAGGAGAAAUACAUAUUUAUGGAAAAUAUCAAUUUAUAUGUGCAACGAAAAUUUCUUUUUAUUCCCGCCUUUUUUUUAAGAUAUAUUUCUUUUAUUUGGUUCUCCAUCAAUGAAAUACAUUUACCUGAGAAAAAUUCGCCAAUCAGGCUCUUAUAGACAGGAAUAAUGAAAUUUUUCGUUAGCAGCCAGUGACCGGUAGACUUUAAUAACUUAGUUAGUCACUUUUUCCUCAAACCUAAUGAGUCGGGUGACCAAUAGCGAUAGGUUCUAUUCACUUAAUAGCCACUUUUGAUUUUGUUUGUNUUUUUUUUU
Parasteatoda tepidariorum (common house spider) is the source of this 4204-nucleotide messenger RNA. The record is from RefSeq and is a predicted model, not a curated record. NCBI's taxonomy places the organism in Eukaryota, Metazoa, Arthropoda, Arachnida, Araneae, Theridiidae.